Messenger RNA from Helianthus annuus (common sunflower), 1610 nucleotides. Its product is annotated as transaldolase. The transcript is spliced from 7 exons. Gene Ontology annotation, biological process: pentose-phosphate shunt; carbohydrate metabolic process. Gene Ontology annotation, molecular function: transaldolase activity. The record is from RefSeq and is a predicted model, not a curated record. NCBI's taxonomy places the organism in Eukaryota, Viridiplantae, Streptophyta, Magnoliopsida, Asterales, Asteraceae. The coding region runs from base 154 to 1458 and encodes 434 amino acids. Gene Ontology annotation, cellular component: intracellular anatomical structure; cytoplasm.
ACCCCAUCUAACCUCCCCACCUUCGUUUUCAUCGUAACAUAACAGGGUUGGUGAAAUAGCAAAACCAAAACCCCCAUAUAUAUACAUCCAUCUCGCCUUUCUUCAGAUCUCACUCGUACACAAAACAAAACAAAACUCCACCAACUUCCAUCAAUGGCUUCCAUCUCCAACUUUUCUUCACAAACACCUCUAAACUCUUCCCCUAUUCUCCCACCACCACCCGCCACCACCACCAUCCUCCGUUUUCCGUCAAAACUUCCACUUUUUUCCCACCGGUUCUCCCUUUGCUCCACUGCACCUCUAGCUGCUUCUUUGGUUGUGAAAUGUAGCCAAAAUGGUGGAAAUGGAAGCUAUGUUAAGAGAACAACACUUCAUGAUCUUUAUGAGAAGCAAGGGCAGAGUCCAUGGUAUGAUAACCUAUGCCGCCCUGUUACCGAUCUUCUUCCCCUGAUUGAAAGUGGUGCGAGAGGUGUUACAAGCAACCCGGCGAUUUUUCAGAAAGCAAUAUCUACCUCAAAUGCUUACAAUGACCAAUUCAGGGAACUUGUACAGGGAGGGAAAGACAUCGAAAGUGCAUAUUGGGAACUUGUAGUGAAAGAUAUCCAAGAUGCUUGCAGACUGUUCGAGCCAAUUUAUGACGAAACAGAUGGCGGAGACGGUUAUGUUUCUGUUGAGGUUUCACCUCGGCUUGCUGAUGAUACCCAAGGGACCAUUGAUGCUGCAAAAUGGUUGCAUAAAGUGGUUGAUCGCCCAAAUGUUUACAUUAAAAUCCCCGCAACUGCAGCUUGUGUUCCUUCUGUUAAAGAAGUUAUUUCUUUGGGAAUAAGUGUUAAUGUAACUCUCAUAUUUUCUCUAUCUAGAUACGAGGCAGUUAUUGAUGCUUAUUUAGAUGGGUUAGAGGCUUCAGGUCUUGAUGACCUAUCCAGGGUUACUAGUGUUGCUUCUUUCUUUGUUAGUCGAGUAGACACACUUGUCGACGGUAUGCUUGAGAAUAUCGGAACACCAGAGGCACUUAACCUUCGAGGCAAGGCUGCAAAUGCUCAAGCAGCUCUAGCUUUCCAGCUUUACCAAAAGAAAUUCUCGGGCCCAAGAUGGGAGGCCCUGGUGAAAAAAGGAGCUAAGAAGCAACGGUUGCUAUGGGCUUCAACCAGUGUCAAGAAUCCAGCCUACCCUGACACCCUUUAUGUAGCCCCACUUGUUGGGCCCGACACGGUUUCAACCAUGCCUGAUCAAGCUCUGCAAGCAUUUAUUGACCAUGGUACAGUUGGAAGGACGAUCGAUUCAAAUGUACCAGAGGCCGAAGGAAUCUACAGUGCUCUAGAGAAGUUAGGGAUCGAUUGGAGUUAUGUCGGAUCCCGACUGGAGGAUGAAGGAGUAGUUUCUUUUAAGAAAAGCUUUGACAGCCUGCUUGAUAGCUUGCAAGAGAAGGCUAAUUCUAUGAAACUAGUCAACCUGUAAACCUGAAUAUGUGUUUCUUUCUAGUAUUUGUUAUCCGCUAAUAGACUGAAUAAAUAACAAAGAGGUUGUGCAAGUGAAUGAAAGAUUGUGUAAUGAGAGUUCUGUUGUUAAGUGAGUGGUUUGGGGUUUUCUAAUAGGUUCCCUUAUGUUUA